AUGAACAUGGAUUUAGCCUCCGAGCGGCUGAAUGGCAGAGGUCCCAGCACAAAACGCAAAGCCUCCGCAUCACUGGGGCCCUUCAUGCGCAUCGGCAUGCCCGUGCUGGCGGCGGUGCUCAGCCUCACCUGUCUGGCUACGGUUGGGUUCCUGGUGGCAAAGCUGACUUUGUGUCCGUCUCCAGCCCGUGUUUCCAAAGACAGAUCCAUCCUGCAGGUGCUUAACAGAAACACCAGAGCCUGGUCCUGCAUCUGCCAUGACCACUUCAACCCGGCGCUGGCGAAAGCAGCCUGCGAGCAGAUGGGCUACGGGAGGUACGGCCGCUUUCUCCACGCCUCUCUCGCCUGCUCUAUCCAUCCCUCUCCCAUAAAAGCGCAUUUUGGGUGGGGCUCCCUCCACUUACCAAGCAGGAAAUGCCUCUCUGGACUGGCUGUUUCGCUCUUUUGCUCCAGCUGCGGGGAGAGCACGAGGACUCCCCGCGUGCUGGGCGGGAGCCCUGCGGCCAUCAGGGCUUGGCCCUGGCAGGUCAGCCUGCGGUACAGGAACGAGCACAUCUGCGGGGGCAGCAUCAUCGACCCCAGCUGGGUCCUGACGGCAGCGCACUGCUUCAAGAACAACCCCAUCGUUCAGAGCUGGCACGUGAAGGCUGGCUCCAACCUCCUCCAGGGCGCCGCCACCCUUGCUGUGGAGAAGGUCUUCGUGGCGGAGGUGACGUCCACGUCCCCCAGGGACAAUGACAUUGCCCUGGUGAAGCUGCGGUCUCCCCUGCAUGUCUCAGACAGCAUCAAGCCCAUCUGCCUGCCCUAUUUCGAUGAGGAGCUGGUGCCAGGCACACCCCUGUGGGUGAUAGGCUGGGGCUACACGCAGGAGCAUGGCAAACUGUCGGAGACCCUGCAGCAGGCGGAGGUGGAGCUCAUAGACAAGGAGAGCUGCAACCUGACCGCCUACCACGGGAAGGUCACCCAGAAGAUGCUGUGUGCCGGCCUGCCCCAAGGCGGGGUGGACGCCUGCCAGGGGGACAGCGGCGGUCGGAGCUCUGAGACCUGCCGGGACGGUUGCCUCCCCUCUCCCCAAGCCUCCCUCCCUGUCCCCACGCGCUUGGCUGUCUCGGCUCCAGCCGCAGCUGGGAAAUGGAUCCCAAGCCCCGGAAGGUGA
This is a messenger RNA of Egretta garzetta (little egret), 1155 nucleotides long. RefSeq names its product transmembrane serine protease 4. The transcript is spliced from 11 exons. Gene Ontology annotation, molecular function: serine-type endopeptidase activity. Gene Ontology annotation, biological process: proteolysis. The record is from RefSeq and is a predicted model, not a curated record. NCBI's taxonomy places the organism in Eukaryota, Metazoa, Chordata, Aves, Pelecaniformes, Ardeidae. Gene Ontology annotation, cellular component: membrane. Bases 1 to 1155 code for a protein of 384 amino acids.